Messenger RNA from Aspergillus luchuensis, 954 nucleotides. It is a transcript of the gene PRO3, whose product is annotated as pyrroline-5-carboxylate reductase family protein. Gene Ontology annotation, biological process: L-proline biosynthetic process. Bases 1 to 954 code for a protein of 317 amino acids. Lineage: Eukaryota; Fungi; Ascomycota; Eurotiomycetes; Eurotiales; Aspergillaceae. Gene Ontology annotation, molecular function: pyrroline-5-carboxylate reductase activity. The transcript has 2 exons. The record is from RefSeq and is a predicted model, not a curated record.
AUGUCUACACCAGAAAACACCCUCGCCAUCCUCGGCUGCGGAAAAAUGGGCAUCGCCAUCCUCAACGGCCUCCUAACCGCCCAACCCACCACCACCACAGACACAACCAGCACCAACACCCCCCUCCCAACUUCCUUCAUCGCCACCGUCCGCAGCUCCUCCUCCCUCAACGCCCUCCAAUCACAAUUCCACUCCCACCUCACCACCACCCUAACCAUCCGCCCCUCCACGGACAACCAUAUCGCCAUCUCCUCCGCCAACACCAUCAUCCUCGCCUGCGAUCCCACCGAUAUCCCCUCCCUCCUCAGCGACUCAGAGACAAGAUCCGCCCUCUGCAGUCCCACUCCCACCCCAAAACUCCUCAUCAGCAUCGCCGCCGGCUGGACCGUAAUAUCCCUGCGGUCCCUCCUCUCCAACCCACAAGACCUCUAUGUUGUCCGCACACUGCCCAACAUCUGCGCUACCAUCUCGCAGUCCAUCACAGCGAUCGAGCUCCCCUCUGAAGAGUUGCAAGCGAAUGCAGAGACUCGUGUGCCGGAGGGGCUGAUUUCCCUAACGGAGGGGAUAUUCAAUAAGAUAGGACGCACGGUGCAGGUGCGGCCGGAUCAGAUGGAUACGUUCACGGUGCUGGGUGGGUCGACGCCUGCGUUUCUGGCGGUGUUUGUGGAGGCGUUGGUGGAUGGGGGCGUGGCGAUGGGGUUGGGGAGGGAGGAGGCGAGGGUGACGGUUGCGCAGGUGUUGAGGGGUACGGGGGAUUUGUUGCUUGGUGGGGAGCAUCCGGCGUUGUUGAAGGAGAGGGGGACUUCUCCUGGGGGGUGUACGAUGGGUGGGUUGUGUGUGUUGGAGGAAGGGGGGUUUAGGGGGUUGGUGGGGAGGGCGGUUAGGGAGGGGGUUAUGGUGGCGGAGGGGAUGGGGAGGGGGGUGGGGUUGGUUAAUGGGACGGGGAGGAAGUAG